CAUUCCAAUCAUCUCUUCUCCAUAUAUUCAUCAUAAUUCAUUAUUCUUGCUAUUGUUCUUCAACUCUUAGCCAAAGUUUCUGCAAUUUUUUCUACUCCCUCUCUACUUUGUUGAAAUGGCAGGAGGUCAAAGAAAAAGAUCCCGCACCGGCAAGAACGUGGCUUCUUCCUCGGCUCCUCCACCACCGGCGCACAAGUAUCUCGACGGGUCGUUCCUUUGGUUCAACGACCGCGAAGAGGCUGCGAGGUUCUCGGAGAAGUUUGAGCACCGGGAAAUUCUCCCUCCCCGGUUCUCCACCGCACGCUUCAUUCACGAUUCCAUUCCACGGGAGGCACGGGUCAUCCUCCAAGAAGGAAACUUCCUCGACCUACUCUACAUCAAGAAGAACGACUAUCAACCUUUUCUUGAUCGAGCCUUCUACUCGAACUUAAAAAAGGAUGAGGACGGAUCGUUGAUUUCAAACGUCAACGGGGUGGACAUCUAUUUGAGAGAGGAAAACAUUCAAAUCCUCACCGGGCUUCGUCGGGACAGACAGGAUCUCGGCCUAUAUGUCGGAGAAGAAGGAGCACGAUUCAACAAGGCCGCCCUUUUGGAGCUAGUGGGAAUCCGCAAUUUCGUCCCCACUCCCCAACAGCGGCGUCCAACAAUGACUUCCAUGAGUCCCGUGUAUCGAUUCAUUUUCUAUGUUUUGACACGAAUUCUCAAGCCCAGGAAAUUCAACCACACCACUCUCUCCCAAGAGGACACAAAGACGCUUCAUGCGAUGAUCAACAACACCAAUAUCAAUUGGUGUAAGUUUGUGAUGACUCACAUGUUGAAUGCCACCUCCGACAACCGGCCGCUCCCCUAUGCUCUCCUCGUCAUGGCGAUCCUUGAUGAGUUCCACAUCAAGACGGACGUCGGGCCAAAAUGCAAAGGAACGAAGCAUUGGGAGAUUAACGAGUCUUCCUUCCACCCGAGAACCGAUGAAGCUACGUUCCCACAGCCUCGUCCUCGCCGCCAACCGAGAGCCACUGCCUCGACCGCCGCCGCUUCGACCAAUCCUUCUCUCACCGAGCAAAUGGCGGCUUUGACCACCACCCUUUCUCGGAUAGACACCAACGUCUCCAAAACGGCACAUAACGUCAAUAUUCUGAGCCGUGAGCUUCACGGGUUUUUUGACUUUGUCAACUACCCCUACGCUCAAAUGGUCCCUUAUGUUCCUCCGCCAAACCUAGGUGGUGAACCAAGUGGGACUAACGACGUUGGAAGAGAAGAAGCGGUGAACGUUGAAGAAGAAGAAGAAGAGGAAGACGAAGAAGCUGAAGACGAAGAAGAAGAAGAAGAUGAUGAUGAUGAUGGCAGUGGUUUAUGCUCAUCCAAUGAGUACAGCAGCAAGGUGGUUGAGAAAUUCAGCUCAGUUGAUGCCACUGUGUCAGGCAUAGAUUGUGGAGACUGGCUACCACCCGUAGUGCAACCAAUACACCAAGAAGUUUCAGCUUCCUACUCUUUUCUUAGUUGGGAAAAUGAAUCUAUCAGGAAGCCCAAAGCUGUUGAAAGAGAAUUAGCAUUGAUUUUUUCUGCCCCAAGUUUAGACCUGGAAGAACACUCAUGUUCUAAGUGUCUGAUUGCAAUGGACACCGAAUCACUUGCUUCUGAGUUCGGGAUUCAGGCUCUCAAGAGUGCAGUACCUGGACCUUCUUUAGAUCAAAGUUUAACACAAUCAGAUAUCCUCCUUAAUGAACACUGGGAAGGAGCCGAGGCAGGCAUGGGGUGUGAAGCACCUGCCAGAACUUGGAGUGGCGCUAUCAAUGUUGAUCGGCAAUCCAUUCCAUCUCCUAUAGCUCCUUCUUUCACUUCCUAUAAUCCAUUCGGGAUUCUUGAAUCAAGUGAGGACCUUGAGGAAACCCCGGAGGCUCAUAAUUUCAACAAUGAAGACGAGAUGAUAGAUUUAUUUAAUUGCUCUUCUACUGCAAGGAUGAUGAAACUAAAUGCUCUUGAGGAUGCAAGCCCAGGAUUUGAAGAACCUGCCCUCUACACUCACUCUGAAGGAGAGAAAACUGUUUUUAUUGACUCUAAGCUUGAACCUUUUAGAAUCAUAACUCCGAGUUCCUCUAAUAUGUCAUUGCAGCUUCCGAAAUUAGCUAAGGCCGGAAACCCGCCGGGGAAAAUCACCUCUCAUACAAACAUGCCGAAGAAAACUCUCUUCUCUGAUCUUCUCAAGGGAGACCUCACCUCUCCCACAGGCCAAAGAUGUGGUUUCUACAAGGGAGCCCCAUCAGUAGUGUUCACAGCGGAAGAAGAGAGGGUACUUGCUGAGAAUUUUGCCUUCACAGUGGUGGGAAGAAGCCCCAACCAUAUUUCCUUACGGGCAACUGAGGAAUUCCUUAUCAAAGGUGGAUAUAAAGAGUUCAAGCUACGACGGUUUUCCUCCAAGGAAAUUCUCUUCAUCUUCAAGCAUGAAGAAGAUUAUUUACGUUGGUUUCAUAGGAGAAGAUGGACCAUCAAGGGUACUACAAUUUUCAUCACCAAAUGGACUCCAGACCAUUCUUCUCAGUUCGAAAGCCCUAUAAUUCCUAUCUGGGUUGAGGUAAAAAACAUCCCUCUUCAUCUCCAUGAUCACAACUCCCUUUUUACAAUUGCUAGUUCUCUAGGAAAACCCCUUAAGCUUGACUCCAACUCCGUCUUAGGGGUUUUCCCAGACCGCAGUAGAUUUUGUGUUGAAUUGGAUGUGUCCACCUCCAAGGCUCCUAAUAUUCACGUUCGCCUGGGUGCAAAAGACCUAUGGCUUCCAUGUACAUAUGAAUCCCAUACUCCUUACUGCUCCUUAUGUUCAAGAUUUGGUCACGGAACUAUUGAAUGCCGGAGAAAAUUGCAGGAGAACCUCACUGAACCAGCUCCGACCAGUGAGGUGGGGCAGGGAGGAGCGGGUAUGCAUGGACAAAGGAAAGAUGAGGGAUGGAUAUGGGUAAAGGCUAGAAGACAACACAAAAGUGACAUUCACCCAGUGGGCCAGGUCAAUCAUCCAGCUCCUCCUUUUCCUUACAAACCCAUUGCCCAACGUAAAAAUUCCUCCCAUCCUUCAAAACAUAGGGAUACAUCCAACAAAGGAAAAAAUGCAACCCAUCAACCCACUGAAAUUAUGGCGGGGCCACAUUCUCACCAUAAUGUUGAUGAUUGGGAAUCAUUUAUGCCGUCCAUAGAAAUCAUCCAGGAAGAACAGCCACUCCUUAAUCUGGUUCGUGGUGACCCAUCUGCGUUGGACCCCUCUCCUUCCAAGGUAGUGGAAGAAUGCCCCUUCCUAGAUCUCUCUUAUCUUAUGGUGGAAAAGCCAAUGCGCUGCAUGGACAUCAUCCCCUUCAUCUCACAGCUGGACUCAACUCCUGACAAAAAGGAACCUUUCCAGCCAACUCCCGGUAGCAAAGAUGACUAUUGGACUCUCACACAUCUGGACUGCAAUUGGGAAAAUCCUGAGCAAGAGGAUCAAGAAGUGGAAAAUAUUCCUAUCUUGUGUCACUCUGAGGGUGAAGAGGAUGAUGUGCCUUUCAUCACUGGAAAACUGGUUCCUUUGGAAGUGGACCUCAACAACUGCUCUCAAGUCUCCUUUCCAAUCCCUAAACCCACAAAAGCGAAGAAACAAAUCCCCCCCAGUAGUAGGGUUACAAGAAUAUAUGGUUCACAUACUGAGGCAGGCAGGAAAACCCUCUGGUCCAAUCUCCAAAAUUAUCAGCCCUUGCAGAAUAAUUGGAUAAUAGGAGGUGAUUUCAAUGCCAUAACAUCACUCCUGGAAUCCAAAGGAAAAUGUAUUCCUAGACAACAAGGUAUGGAGGAUUUCCUCAACUGCAUCGACAACUGCAGGCUUAUCUGUCCAGAACCAAAAGGUUCUAUCUUCACUUGGUCAGGAGUACGCAGUCAAGGUAGAACCUGGCGCAGACUUGAUAGAAUUUUACUCAACCUAAACACUUUGGCUUUCUUUGAGGAAGUGGAACUUUUGCACCUUCCAAGGGCAAACUCAGAUCACAAACCACUGCUCCUCAUAUGCAAUGGGCAGUGUCACUCAGGCCCAAAGCCUUUCAAGUUCUUAAAUGUCUGGACCCAUCAUGAUUCCUUCAUGGAUACUGUCAAAAGUUCUUGGCACAACACACCCACUUCUGGAGGCAUGAGGGGGCUAAUCUUUAAACUCAAAAAUUUAAAGAUUGCUCUGAAGGAAUGGAAUUCUUCCCACUUUGGAAAUAUCUUCCUUAAACUGGAAGAAGCUGAGAAAAAAGCAGCCAAAGCCCAGGAGAAUUUUGAGAAUGAUCCAACAGACCAUAACUGUGAAAUGGCACAACAAGCAAAUGCUCAACUCAUCCAUGCUGUAAACAUUGAGGUGGCAUACUGGAAACAAAAAGCAAACAUCAAGUGGCUUGAGAAGGGAGACACAAACUCCAAAACAUUUCAGGCCUUUGUUAAGGGGAAGAGGCAGAAGCUGAAAAUCAACCAUAUCCUGUCUUCUGAGGGCAAAGGUCUCUUUUCCCAAGAGGACAUAAAAAAGGAAGCAAUUGCCCAUUUUCAGAAGGCCUUCUCAUCCAGUCCCUGUGGUAUUAUGGAGCCUAUCCUUUCUAAUAUCCCAGCUGUCAUCACCCUUGAAGAUAAUGCUCUGUUAACUUCCCUUCCUUCCUUGGAGGAAGUAAGAGACACAAUCUGGAGCCUUGAUGGAGACAGUGCAAGUGGUCCUGAUGGGUUCAAUGGUAAUUUCUUCAAACAUUGUUGGCCUAUUAUUAAACAGGAUGUCGUGCUGGCUUCUCAAGAGUUUUUCCUAGGUCUUCCUAUUCCAAAAGGUUAUGAAAGCACACAUAUAUCUCUUAUCCCCAAGAAAGAAAACCCUAAAAGGUUUGAUGAUUUCAGGCCCAUCUCUCUCUCAACCUUCAUGAGCAAAAUUAACACCAAGCUGGUUGCAAACAGAUUAAAGAUCCUGCUUCCAAAAAUCAUCUCAGAAGAACAGGCAGCCUUCCAAAAGGGGAAAUCCUGUGAUGACCACAUCCUUCUGGCAAAGGAAGCUUUACAUCACAUUGACAAAAAGGUGUUUGGGGGCAAUGCCAUCAUCAAAAUUGACAUGGCCAAAGCCUUUGAUAGGAUGGAUUGGGGCUACCUUGAACACAUCCUCAAGGGUUUUGGUUUCUCUGAUUUGUCCAUCACUAUUCUCAUGGCAAACCUUAAAAACACCUACAUCAGUAUUCUCAUAAAUGGGGAACCCACUGGUUUUUUCAAGAUGGAAAGGGGGGUAAAACAGGGCGACCCCCUAUCCCCUCUUCUCUUUAUUAUUGAAGGGGAAGGGUUAUGCAGACUUAUUAACCAUCACAUGUCUUCUCAUUUUAUUAGCAGGUUUAAUGUGGGUAGUGUACCUAUGGUAAGUCACCUCAUAUACGCAGAUGAUCUCAUCAUUUUCACAAAGGGUGACAUUAGAAAUCUGUUAAGAAUCAAAGCAAUUCUCAACGAAUACUUCUCAGCCUCUGGUCAAGAUAUGAACAAUAGCAAAAGGAGAUUCUACACCAACAAAUCUACAAAGUCUGUCCAAAUUCAGAAGAUGGAGGAGGCACUAAACAUUAAAGCUGGUCAUUUACCCUUCACAUACUUGGGAGCUACUCUCUGCAAAGGUAUCCUUAAAAGAGAACAUUGCAAUAAUCUGGUGAAUCAUUUCCAGAAACACCUUACCUCUUGGUACAGCAGAACCAUCAACCAAAUGGGAAGAUUAAUCUUGAUUAAGCAUGUACUUUCUUCCAUACCUUUACACCACCUUGCUGUUAACCUUUUACCCAUGUCUGUCAUUGUUCACCUCCACUCUCUCAUGAGCAAUUUCUUCUGGGGAAGCAACAAGGGCACCCCCAAAUAUCACUGGAAAAGCUGGAACUUUAUGUGCCAUCCCAAACACGCGGGGGGGCUUGGGAUAAGGGACUUGGACACCAUCCAAUGUGCUUACUCCCUCAAACUAUGGUGGAAGAUUCACACUGACAAUGGAUUAUGGGCCACUUACAUGAGAAACAAAUACCUAAAAGACAAUCUUGUGAGGGAAAAAAUCACGGACUCCCCCACAUGGAAGAGGAUUUGCAGGAUUGAUCACCUUGCCAGAGAACAUUGGUCUUUGACAAACAAUAUCCCUAGAUGGGAUGGGGGGGUUUUCUCCUUAAAGUCUGCUUUUCAAACUCUUAUUGGGGGUCGGACAGAACUAUUGACGGCCAGGUACAUAUGGCACAAAUCACAGAUCCCAAAACUCAGAACUUUCAUGUGGAAAGCUCUUUACAACUGCCUCCCAUUUCCCAGAAAUCUCCACAGGUUUAACUUUCAUCUUCCAAGCAUUUGUAUCUUUUGUAAAAGCCACGAGGACACUCUUGACCAUUCUCUACUCAGUUGCGAAUUCAGUAGAGCAAUUUGGAACUUCUUUGCUAGGUUGGUUAAUGGCCCCUUAAUAAGGUCACCCAUUACCCUUUGCCAAUACCUUCUGUCAUGGUGGUUUACAGGAAAUCAGAAAUCCUUCAAAGGAAUCCUCAGGCUGAUCAUACCAGCGAUCAUCACUUGGUCACUUUGAAAAGCAAGGAACACCUCCCUCUAUGAAGAGAAACUCAUCUCCCAGAUCUCGGUUACGCAGCAGAGCUUCCAGCUGAUCCAAAGCUGGUGCUGGAUUA
Messenger RNA from Cuscuta campestris, 6641 nucleotides. The record is from the annotation of a GenBank genome assembly. Lineage: Eukaryota; Viridiplantae; Streptophyta; Magnoliopsida; Solanales; Convolvulaceae.